AUGGCAUCCAGCGCGUUUCAGUUCGCCGAGGGCGAAGAUGCCCAGCAACUUGCCCGAGAUGCCGAUGUUUUAUUACAACAGGGCUGGGCGAAGGAUGGAGAUGGGAUGGGGAUUAUGAAGACGUUUCAUUUUAAGACUUAUUUUAAGGCUGUGGCAUUCGUUAAUAUGAUUGCGGCCGAGAGUGCGUCUAAGAAACAUCAUCCCACUAUGACAGUGGAACAGCCAUCGUUUGGUGAACGCAGAGGUCAUCGACUUGCGCCCUUACAAACCAAUUUCAGCCGACCAGCUGCUCAAAAACGGGUACAACGCCCUCGGCCAACCGAUUACCCCAGCACCAAUGGAUCAGAAGGUCCCGUUCCGCUCCAUGGCCAGGGCCAGGGACCAGUUAAACGGCAAUCCUCCAAAACAAGUCUGCGCAAUCUCUUUCAUAAAUCUUCGCGCGCCGACCCCAAAUUGGAGGAAAUUAUAGAGACACAACCGGAACCUCAAACUGCCAUUCUCUGGGAAACACCCAUGUCGCCCUCUAUCACAAGCCCCCGAACUAUAGAUUCCAAUCCCACCAUUACCUCCCCAAUAGAGCCGCGCGCAAACUUGCAGACUUCCCGCGCGAAACCCGACCCUAAGCAUGCGAACCAGGAACAAUAUGGCUGGAAGCCUCCCCCAUUGUUCCAGGCCUAUCCCCAAUCCACCAAGCAUGACUGCCUUCCAUCACCUGCUCUCUCUGCAGAUUCCAUCUUGCGCCUGCACGCCACGACCGCGAGGAGCUCUACCGACGAUAACCCCGUCAAUCCGUUAGAGCACGAUGAGGCCGCCGAUGCCGCUCGUAAAAAGCGGGAACAAAGGCAAAAGAAGCACCUCCGGACACUAUCCGGUACCAUCAACAAGGUGGAAUGGACUCAGAAAAUAUACGUCCUGGCAACUACUGGUUACAUCCUCCAAUAUGCAGGCGAAGGAAAGCACGACCGUCUUCCGGAGAGGAUGCUGCUGCUAGGACCCAACUCUGUCGCUUUUGCUAGUGAUGCUAUCCCUGGGAAACAUUGGGUAGUCCAGGUCUCUCAUAAUCCGACAGAUGAACAUUCCGCUAUACGGGAGCCUCCCAAGCCUCGAUUCUCGCGCUUUGGCUUCCACAAAUCUACUACCCGGCGAUUUUCACGCAACUUUCUUCUGGUGUUCGACAACCCCGAUGCUAUGAUCGGCUGGUUGGCAGCCGUUAGAGCUGAGAUUGAAAAACGGGGAGGGCGCAAAUUCACGCAAGAGAAGCAGGAUGAAGACACGAUGCCGCAGCUGCGGUCCAAAUCGAAUGUUCGACAAAUGGUAAAGAAAGAUCCCAAUCGCAUUUCCAGUCUUUUCCUUCAACCUCAGGCCCUCCAAUCGCCCACUAAGGAGGAAGAUGGGCAGGCUGGUGGUACAGCACGGCCAUGUCGCCCUAGUUCAUAUGUGUCGAUGAAUCGUCGUUCACUGAUUGAAUCUCGAUCUGGAUCGGUUUCGACUGGCCGAAUCGAGGCCACACAUCCUACCAAUGGCUCUGCUUCUGUCGUGUCUGACAAUUGCUCUUCAUCACUCACUUCUUCGAAUAUACCGAACUCGCCGCCAAUGGACGCCGGCGCUUUCAGGUCUGACGAGUCAUUGCCGGAAGGGAUUGACCGGAUCUACACGGGCAGCCCGCCCCCCUCUAGUCAUGGGAAACGACAAUCCUUAUACAUGUCCCUGCCACAUCAGCCUCCUCCAAUCACAGACUUCACAGAGGAGCCGCAAGCGAAUCACCCGCCGCCUGUUCCCGAACCUCAUAUCCGCUGCAUCUCGCCCCCAGCGCCUAAUUUCAGUGUUCCUUCAUUUAGCAAGAAAUUCGUUCCGAGAUCUGGGCCGACCCCUAUCUCUCAUGCCUCCCCUCCUUCAUCAAUCAACGGCUUCAUACACCGUGCUGAGACCGACCCAAAUAUGUCCGGCUUUGCAUCUCCUCCGCAAUCUCCAACAUUCAGCGUCGCCAGUUCGCGCUAUACAGAUUCAUCGGAGCCCAGGCGCAUACUACGUCCCUCGACUUCGGAAGAUGGCUUGACUAAAAUUGUCCGUUCAGCACAGAAUGCCCAAAACUUCUCCCGGACGCCAAGAACAGCGCCCCCUACAGGCCCUCUACCUGAUCCCAGAGCAUCUUCCCGUCCACUCAGCCUGGUCGGCCGCCCUAGUGUUGGUCGCAAAAGCCUCAAUUCAACCCAGGUCCAACCUGUUUCUCCUCCGACAGAACCAAUACCGCGCAAGAGAGUCUCUACUGUGAACCCCGACAGUCAAGCUCCGCUGAGUAUGUCGCGCCGCAAGAGCAUGCCCGGGCUUGGUUUAACAACUGGACCUCCAUCCGCGCCACCCCCCAACUGCCCACUCCCUAAGCUCCCCUGGCCUGUUCCUCCUACCACCAAUACCGCUCCCCCUGUUCCUUCCACAGACACGCCCAUGCCACAGAUGCUAUCCCCCUGGUCGGCAACGUCCCCGACGCAACGAUUCUACGGGUCCGAGCCGGUGCGGGAUCACGUCGAAGAUCGGAAGAGCGGUAAUUCCGCAAUGAAUGAGCCAGGAAGCAAUAUUCCACGAAACCCUCGACAUUCGAAACUGAUCAAGACUCCCAUGGUCUAA
Molecule: messenger RNA, 2625 nt
Organism: Penicillium griseofulvum
Lineage: Eukaryota; Fungi; Ascomycota; Eurotiomycetes; Eurotiales; Aspergillaceae
Product: 4a-hydroxytetrahydrobiopterin dehydratase
Exons: 3
Coding region: 1-2625 (874 amino acids)
Biological process (GO): tetrahydrobiopterin biosynthetic process
Molecular function (GO): 4-alpha-hydroxytetrahydrobiopterin dehydratase activity
Source: RefSeq, a predicted model, not a curated record